AGAAGUAUGACCUUUGUAUGUAAUAUCCAUUAACUUUUCGAAGCUGUACGUCAUGUAUUGAAUUGCAGUGUAAGAAACGGUUGUGUGUUUUUGGCUUUAUCCAUCUAACGCGGUUGACCAACAUUUGAAAAAUAGAUCCAAAGAUUCACAGUGUUCCUCGAUAAGCAUCAAGAACCGCCACUAUAUUCCUAUCCAACAGAAAGAUAUAUGCCAGUAAACGUGAAACCAUGGCAAGGUAUUGCGGUAAGUCUUGCUUCCUACGUUCUGAAACCUCAAAUAAUGCUAACUGAAUCUAAAAGAUACCGUCGGUGUUGAUUUCAAUUAUAGGGUACACAAGCCACUACUUCAUAUUUUCUGAGGACCUCUCAAAGAACCAACAGAUAUGGUAUCAAUUCUGUCUCACCAUGAUCUGGGUAUCAUAUAUCAUCGCCAUCUAUAAAGAGCCAGGGUCACCUCCCAAAAACUUUGAGCCAGCGCCAGGUGAAUGGAAGAGAUGGUGUAAGAAGUGUCAAUUGUACAAGCCUGAAAGAGCGCAUCAUUGCAAGACUUGCAAGAAAUGUGUAUUGAAAAUGGAUCACCAUUGUCCUUGGACGGCUAAUUGCGUUGGACAUGAUAAUAUGCCACAUUUUUUAAGAUUUCUACUUUGGGUAGAUUAUACAACUGCAUAUACAUUAUACUACUUAUUUAAAAGACUAUUAUCAUAUUGGAAUGACAGGAAUUUACCUGCGUACCUCAUAUCAAAAGUCCAUUUAACUGCUACCAUCGUGCUGAUCCCAUUAGAUUUUUUUGUGCUCUUAACAGUUGGUAUCUUGACAUUCAGAUGCUUUUAUCAUAUCAUUGUUACUGGAAUGUCUCAAAUUGAAUCAUGGGAGUACGAGAGGCUAGAAUCUCAGUUGUCAAGUGAAAGGCUGAGGAACAAGAUUAAACAUAACUAUGAACUUUUAUUUGGAAAAGAGUUGAAAGAUGUUACAUCAUGGUCAUCGGGAGCAAACGUACUUAGGGAGCCACCAGAAACGAAUAUACCUUUCUUCACUGUUGAUGAUCUAGUAUUCCCAUAUGACCUAAACCCUUGGUCAAAUCUUUUGCAGGCUUUCGGAUAUCCUUGGAAUUGGAUUUUGCCAUGGGGAAAGCCAUUGGGUGACGGGUUAAGCUACCCAAAGAAUGAGUACGCCAAUCCAGAAGACCAAGAUUUAAGCUCUUUACCAUGGCCCCCUGAUGGAGGCCAUCAGGAUCGAAUCAAUGGGGAACAUUUAUUCAAUGAUACAAUCCAAGAUAAUGAACAAGUGGUGCAAAGAAGAAUGGUUCAUGAUCCAAGAAACAAUAUGAAUAGAACUGAAUGGUAUAAUGACUUUGGUGAAAAGCUUUCAGAUUUUGGAGUUGAUGUUGAAGCUGAAACUUUUGACACACCAAGUGCAGCAGUCGGUUCAUCUUCUGAAGCUCGUGAAUAG
Molecule: messenger RNA, 1448 nt
Organism: Hansenula anomala
Lineage: Eukaryota; Fungi; Ascomycota; Saccharomycetes; Phaffomycetales; Wickerhamomycetaceae
Gene: PFA4
Product: palmitoyltransferase PFA4
Exons: 2
Coding region: 405-1448 (347 amino acids)
Molecular function (GO): palmitoyltransferase activity
Source: RefSeq, a predicted model, not a curated record